Messenger RNA from Salmo salar (Atlantic salmon), 5015 nucleotides. The record is from RefSeq and is a predicted model, not a curated record. Lineage: Eukaryota; Metazoa; Chordata; Actinopteri; Salmoniformes; Salmonidae.
CAGCAGCAGUUAUACACGCAGCUGCCCAACCUGGCCGCCGCAAGAUUGUUGAGCAAAUAUUAUUUUCCUUCUGUAUGACACUGGUGCGAUUUAAAACAUUAUUAUAUUCGUUUUAUACGUUGGAUUCUUGGGAGGAUAAACGAAACGUGUGACGUAGAAGAACCAUAGUAGAAAGUGUUUACGGUAUUGGAGACACGGGUUCUCUGGACGUUCAUGAGGUGGACUUCGCCGCAUUUGGUGGGCUGCUCCUAGCUUGGAAAAUCCCACCAUAUAUCCCUGACAUUCAUUCCAAACUCAACCUGUACGCUGAACUGUCACCGACGUUGAUACAUUAUAAAGGAAAAGCAUGGAAUAAAGCCUGACAUCGAAGGAGUCCUGAAGAAAAGUAGUUUUUUUUUCUGGUGAAAAGUAGUCCACUGCUUGUUUUAAAUAACCUAUUAAUUAUUAAGUAGCCUAGGAGAGGCAUAGCCUACUCUUACAACUCAUCACAAGAUGUCUGUUCCGGUGUUCUGUAGAAUGUUUGACUGCCUGCAGAGGGCAUCAUCAGAGAACGUUCUGGCCAAGGCCCUGUACGACAAUGUGGCCGAGUCCCCAGAUGAGCUGUCCUUCCGGAAGGGUGAUAUCAUGACGGUAUUAGAGCGGGACACCCAGGGUCUGGACGGCUGGUGGCUCUGCUCUCUGCAUGGACGCCAGGGCAUCGUCCCCGGCAACCGCCUCAAGAUCCUGGUGGGCAUGUAUGACAAGGCGGGCCAGCAGCAGCAGCCUCCACCCCUCCAGGCCUCCCAGGCUGGCUCUGCCCAGACCCAGAGCCCGAGCCAGCUGGCCUUCCCCCCGCAGAGUGCCUACACUAAGCCCUCCCCCUCCUCCCAGUACACAGCCAUGCACCCUGCCUUCUCCAACCCUGGGCCUGUCCCCGCCCUACCCGACAGCAUCUACAUGAUGCCCCCCAACCAUGGCAAGCCCUCCCCUUCAAGCCUGUACCAGAUACCCACGGGCCCCCAAGCCCCACCCAAGGCCCCCAUGCUCGCCCAGAAGCAGUACCACGCCCCUGUUCAGGACAUCUACCAGGUGCCUCCCUCCAUGGGGCCAGCUCCUGUCCAGGACAUCUACCAGGUGCCCCCUUCAGCAAGAGGGCCUGUUCCUGGGCAGGAUAUCUACCAGGUUCCCCCCUCACUGAACCAGACUCAGAUCCCCCCCUCCAUAGAAAAGAGGAGCUGGGACUCUAAACCUCUAGGAAAGGUGGUGGUGCCGACGCGGGUGGGCCAGGUGUAUGUGUAUGACACGGGAAAGUCGGAGCAGGAUGAGUAUGACGUCCCUCCCAGACACAUGCCUCCCUCCCAGCAGUCACAGGAUAUCUAUGACGUUCCCCCAACCCGCGCCCAGUACAGCCAACAGGUGUAUGACACGCCCCCAAUGGCGGUGAAAGGCCCCCCCAGUGGUCAAGACAUCUAUGACACGCCCCCCAGUGUGGACAAGAGCCAACUGCUCUCUCAGCAAACGGUGUACGACUUCCCCCCCUCCGUCAGUAAGGAUGUUCCAGACACUCCUAUCAGGGAGGAGACCUAUGACGUGCCCCCCCACUUUGCCAAGCUGAAGAGUCUGGAGAGCCAGAACCAGGGCUAUCUGAUCCCUGGGGGGCCUGAGCCCCCCAUCCCUGAAGAUGUGUACAAUAUCCCUCCCCCUCCCCUCACCGGAAAGCACCACCCAGAUGCCCCCCUGGGUCAGGAGAUCUACGACAUCCCCGCCAGUCUGAGGAAGGGUGGACCCCAUGACCCCCAGGAUGUGUACGAUUUCCCCCGCGAGCGGCCUGCAGGCGAGGACUCCAUCUAUGACAUCCCCCCUCAGGUGGUGCGAGAUGCGGGCGCCACAGAGGAGCUGACGGUCAGCUUCAAACGCCUGUCUGCCUCCAGUACGGGCAGCACCCGCAGCAACCUGUCCACCUCCUCUCUGGACAUGGUGCCAGUCAGGGAGUUGGCGGUGCCCGGCCAGGCCGGCCCGGGGAAGCUGUUGAUCCUGGAUCUAGAUCAGGCCAUGGAGCGCCUCUCCCGCCUGCAGCAGGGGGUGGAGGGCUCCGUCUCCCUCCUCAUGUCCUUCAUUAGUGGGAACUGGCGCAGCCCCACCCAGAUGGAGGCCAACCUGCCAGCCAUCAGGCAGGCGGUGGACAGGAUGAGGGUGGCUGUCAGGGACCUGCUGGAGUUUGCCAGGGGGGCUGUGGCCAAUUCUGCCCAGGCCACUGACCGCACAUUACAGGCCAAGCUAGGCAAGCAGGUGCAGAAGAUGGAGGAGGCCUUCCAGGGCCUUGUCAAGUCCAGCCAGGCUCUGGAUGCUGUGGCCUGGGCCCCUUCUGCCCUGAUGACGCCCUCAGCAGGCAGCAGUGGGGAUGACCUGGACCGGCUGGUCAUGUGUGCCCGGGGUGUGCCUGACGACACCAAACAGCUGGCCUCCUUUCUCCAUGGCAACGCCUCACUGCUCUUCAAAAGGACAAACAAGCAGCAGCAGCUUCCUCUGCCCCCCGUCCCCCACACUGCUGACCUCAUGGGUCAGAUGACCAACAACAACAUCUCAGCCUAUCAGAUGGGAGACGGGAGAGCCAACAUCCAGUCCCGUCCCCUGCCGUCCCCGCCCAAGCUCACAGCCGAGGAGGAGACCCGUGACCGGCCGUACGAGACCACCGAGGAGGGCUGGAUGGAGGACUAUGACUAUGUGCAUUUACAGGGUAAGGAGGAGUUUGAGAAGAAUCAGAGGCAAUUAUUAGAGAAAGGGACCAGACACAACAAAACCACACUGGAACAGCAGCAGCAGCUGAAACAGUUUGAGCGACUGGAGCAGGAAGUCAGCCGGCCAAUCAACAACGAUAUCUCAGGCUGGACUCCGCCUCCCCACUACCCAACGGCCCAGCGGAGCAAGCUGAGCAUGGGCGACCGGCAGCUGCUGCUCUUCUACUCAGAGCAGUGUGAGUCCAACGUCACCACCCUCACCAACGCCAUCGACGCCUUCUACUCCUCCAUCAACAACAACCAGCCGCCCAAGAUCUUUGUGGCUCACAGCAAGUUUGUCAUCCUCAGCGCACACAAGCUGGUGUUCAUCGGGGACACGCUCUCGCGACAGGCCAAGUCCCCAGAGGUGCGGGCGCAUGUGGCCCAGCACAGUAACACGCUGUGUGACAAACUCAAGGACAUCGUGGUGAGCACCAAGACUGCAGCGCUGCAGUACCCGUCCCCCGGUGCAGCGCGAGACAUGACGGAGAGGGUGCGGGAGCUGGCCGGCUGCACACAGCAGUUCCGCAUGGCUCUGGGCCAGCUGGUGGCCAUGUGAACCUCCUGUCCUGAGACACUGAUAUGGGGAGUCCACACUGGGACACACAUCACCCACCCACCCAGUGGGCCACUGUCACAGACACAUGGGCCCUUCAUCCUCCUCUUGUGCUUUUCAUUUAAAAAAAGGACAAUUAUCUGACUGGGCUGGGCCAUUGGUUGUAAAUUAAUCAUUGUAAAUAUUUAAGUUACUAUUAGCCAGAAAAAAAGUCAAAGAAAAUGAACUUCCACUACAUAUAUAUAUAUGUUUUUUGAGACCUUAUGGAAAACAUGAUGUAGUUUUUAGACAAUGGCCAUUAUUAUUAUUCCUAUACUGUAAUUAUUGCUCUGCUUAUUAUAAUUGUUAUCAUUAUUGUUAUAAUGCGUUGAUUAAGGAUGUUUACAUUUCAAACACAAUGUAUGUAGUACUUAAUGCUGUUUUUCAUCCCAGAUGAUCAAAUAUGGUGGAUUUUGUAAAAGUAAUGUACUUGUCAGGUGAGCUGUAGGAUAUGUUGACAGAAAAUGAAUAGCUUUCCUUGGAGCUGUCAAAGGAGGCUGGGGAUCGUGUUGUGAGUGUAAGGCAUUCUGGGUAGGGGCUGGGAGGGAGAGGUUUCCUUGACAGUUAAUAACAUUCUCAGAUAUACUGCUGUCAUGGGACAGGAUUCAUUUUAGUAGUUCUACAUGGUAAUUAAAAUGCCCCAAUUAGAAGACUGUCUUAUAAUACCAUCUCUUCCUUUGAGAUAGAAGUAAGAAUGAAAAGAACAAACCUGAUUUGGAGGUAAAAAAUCUGAGGUUAAAAGAAAUAUGAAUUGAUGUAUUUUUUUCAGCAUUACAACUUCCCUUGUUCUUCAAAAGCACAAAGCUUUAUCCGUCUGUCUGCUGCUCCUAGAGUGCUUGUUGUAUCCACCACACUCUCCCAGACUCUCUCAUAGUCCUGCAUGCUCUCUGUGAUCUAAAAAGGGUUGGUUUGGACUCCUCUGUGGCGCCACUGUUCUAGAAGUCACUCACCUCAUACAGGAAUAACUCUGCUUUCCCUCCCCCUAGCACUUCCUGGACAGCACACUGCACCCUGCAGGCCAGGGAAACCCGCUAAGGGGGUAAAGGUGUGAGAAGUGCAUUUGUUUCAUUAGCAUACACUCAACACCCUUGUAAAUUGAUGAGCAAAUUAGGGAGUGGUUGUUUGUGAGCUACAUCUCUGCAUUUUACCAAAUGUAUGUGUACACACACACACACACACACACACACAAUAUUGAUGGUAAUGUCUGUUUGCAUAACAGUAACCAUUCUUGAUACUUCAAAAAACUUUGGAGCAGCUGUAUCAUAUCCCCACUUCCAAUAGCUGUACCAGAGGGAUGUGAGUUAGCUUGGCCAGCGGGUGUGUUUUACUAGUUCUUGAGUCCUGGAGACAUCUCCACAUGAAGCAGAGGAAUCUGCUAACACUCCAGUUUCCAUUGUCCAGUUUUCUAAAACCUGAUUGGCUGUAUUCUAAGUAUCAGAUUACAUAUUGUACUAUAAAGCACUGCAACAUGUUGUUGUGGAUAUAGUUGAAACCCCUAUCAAGUAAAAAUAAUACAUUGAAAACAAAGCAGACUGGUAUUUGUGGUGAUGUUAUUAUGGUCUCAAAUCUGUGUUUUAAGAUUUGAAAUAUAUAUGUUAAGGACAUUGCAUAACUGGAAAAUAUAUGUUUAAUAUAUUUUCAUUAAAAAAUAAACGUCAAACCUA